Messenger RNA from Amblyraja radiata (thorny skate), 1542 nucleotides. Its product is annotated as zinc finger protein 501-like. Gene Ontology annotation, biological process: regulation of transcription by RNA polymerase II. Bases 1 to 1542 code for a protein of 513 amino acids. The record is from RefSeq and is a predicted model, not a curated record. Gene Ontology annotation, molecular function: RNA polymerase II cis-regulatory region sequence-specific DNA binding; DNA-binding transcription factor activity, RNA polymerase II-specific. The transcript is spliced from 5 exons. NCBI's taxonomy places the organism in Eukaryota, Metazoa, Chordata, Chondrichthyes, Rajiformes, Rajidae.
AUGAGUGCCAAGUUCACACAGCUGGUGGCCUCUGCUGAGCGGCUGCUGCCCCUGCUACCCUGGGGGCACAACAAGGAGAAGCGUUAUGAGUGCGACGUGUGUGGCAAGGCCUGGCAGCGCCCGAGCCGGCUGGAGACCCACCGGCGGGUGCACACGGGAGAACGCCCCUUCGACUGCUCGGAGUGCGGUAAGAACUUCACUCGCUAUGACCACCUGCUGCGGCACAACCGCGUGCACACUGGCGAGAGGCCUUUCACUUGCUCCGACUGCGGCAAGAGCUUCAUGACGGCGAAUCACCUGAACAGUCACCGGCGGGUGCACACAGAUGAGAGGCCCUUCACCUGCUCCGCCUGCGGCAAGAGCUUCAAGACGAUAAAUGAGCUGAAAAACCAUCAGCGGGUGCACUCAGACGAGAAGCCCUAUGGCUGUUCCACCUGCGGCAAGAGCUUUGCCCGGAUGUCAGGGCUGCGGGUGCACCAGCGGGUGCACAGCAGCUUCAAGUCGUCCAUGGAACUGAAAAUGCACAAACGCCUGCACACCGGGGAGCGUCCCUUCACCUGCAGCGACUGUGGCAAGGGCUUCACCCACUCCAGCAACCUGUUGGUGCACCAGCGCACACACACCGGCGAGCGCCCCUUCACCUGCGCCCAGUGUGGCAAGCGCUUCACCCUCUCCACCUAUCUGCUGACCCACCAGCAGGUGCACUCCAGCGAGAGGCCCUUCACCUGCUCCGACUGCGGCAAAGGCUUCAAGUCGUCGCCGGAACUGAAAAUGCACAGUCUCCUGCACACCGGCGAGUUCCCCUACACCUGCAGCGACUGUGGCAAGGGCUUCACCCACUCCAGCAGCUUGCUGGUGCACCACCGCACCCACACCGGCGAGCGUCCCUACACCUGUGCCCAGUGCGGCAAGGGUUUCAUCCAGUCCAGUCACCUGCUGGAGCACCAACGCACCCACACCGGCGACCGUCCCUACACCUGCGCCCAGUGCGGCAAGGGCUACACCCUGUCCAGCAACCUACUGGUGCACCAGCGCACCCACACUGGUGAACGCCCCUACACCUGCAAGCAGUGUGGCAAGGGCUUCACCCGCUCCGCCAGCCUGCUGGAGCACCAGGGCACUCACACCGGCGAGCGUGCCUUCACCUGCACCCAGUGCGGCAAGGGCUUCACACGCUCCUCCAAGCUGCAGGAGCACCAGCGCACCCACACCGGCGAGCGCCCCUACACCUGCGCCCAGUGCGGCAAGGGCUUCACCCGCCCCACCCAGCUGCUGUCCCACCAACAGGUGCACCCCGGCGAAUUCAUCCGGGGCGGUUGGCCCGACAACCAGUGCAACACCUCGCUCGAAAUAAGCCCCUACUUCCUGGUUCGUGACGAACUGGUGUUACAGGACGGAAUCAUAGUCAAGGGCCAUAAGGCAGUGGUCCCAGCCGCCCUCCGGAACGAAUACUAUAACGACAUCCACAGAGGCCACCCUGGCGUGGAGCAGAAGCAGCCCCUACAGGCGGCUCCACAGACGCUGGCGAUGACCAGAGAGUGA